AAGUACUCGGAGAUGUCAAAUGCUGUAUUUCUGAUAAGAGAGAGGAUACUUGAGGAUAUGAAUGAGGAAGUAGAGCAGCGUUGUUAUGCCAUAACAACAAAUGAGAAAUUGGGUCUGACAGUUAAUCCUCAUCCUAUAAAUGAGGAAGAUAUCGUUGAUUGUAGCGGAGAAGUGGAAGACGACUUUGAAUCCAGUCUAGAUGAUCACCAGAGGUUGAACUCUAUACUUGAACAUCAAGGAAAGGUGUGUAGGGUGCAUAUGGAGCAGGAAACCAGGAAGUCCUUUCAGCAGAUCAUCAAGGAGCAGAUAAAACUAGGGAGUGUAAGUGGACCUGCGGGGGAGUGUAGUUCUCCAGUACGUGAGUCCAAUACAGCCCUGGGUGAGGAUGGAGUAGAUCAAGAUGUGCAACCAGGGAGUGUGGUUGUAAACACGGUGGAGUGUAGUUCUCCAGAUCGUGUUCUGAGCACAGCCCUGGACAAGAGCAUCUCUGAGGAAAAUUACGGAGAAUUUAAGGCAAAGGUUCCAAUGGCAAAGUUUAGGAAUGCAAUGGAUGAUGAAGACUCUGAAGAAGGUGGAGGUUUUAGAUGUGCAGAAUGUUCAAAAUGUCUAAACUGCAAAACCUCUAGUAAGCGUACUGAACCACCUCUUGGUUUUGCAGCCCUGGCGGCCAGGGCGGGGAGGGGUAUAGCAGAUUUACUUGUAGGUCCUGUAUUUCAUGGUUGGAUGAAAUCUCUAAGGAUAACGGGGUAUAUGCAAGGAUGAAAACUAGCUAUUCCCACAGUAAACAUUUGAUUCAAGACGAAAAGUGCAGGAUUUGUGUGCUGGAAGACCAUAGAUGGGAUCCUAGGAAUGAGACUGAGAAAGCAGAGCAAUAUUUCUUCUCCUGGGAAUCUGAGAGGGUGAAGAGGACAUUGAAACAUACAGAGAUGCAGAGAUUCAUAAUAGAUGAAGGAAGAGUGUAUGAUGAAGGAAGGCUCUCUCCUGAGUACCAGAUCAGGGAUCAAGAUUUGGAUCAAGUGGGAUUCUUGGACAAGCAUGUUAUAGUGGGAAGGAUUCCUGUGGUGCUCUCGGAUUCUCCAGUAUUGCAUUCUUAUCUGAUGUAUGUUCACAUGAAAACCAGUGUUCAUGCUUCUCUGGAAACCACAGUCAAGGAGAUACACAGGAAGAUGAGAGUGGUGAAAGGCUUGAGAUGGCUGGUCAAGAGAGUAAUUGCAGACUGUGUAAAGUGCAG
This is a messenger RNA of Eurytemora carolleeae, 1231 nucleotides long. RefSeq lists its product as uncharacterized. The record is from RefSeq and is a predicted model, not a curated record. The coding region runs from base 13 to 762 and encodes 249 amino acids. The transcript has 3 exons. Lineage: Eukaryota; Metazoa; Arthropoda; Copepoda; Calanoida; Temoridae.